This is a messenger RNA of Danio aesculapii, 2341 nucleotides long. It is a transcript of the gene primpol, whose product is annotated as primase and polymerase (DNA-directed). Gene Ontology annotation, biological process: replication fork processing; mitochondrial DNA replication; response to UV. Gene Ontology annotation, molecular function: chromatin binding; DNA-directed DNA polymerase activity. The record is from RefSeq and is a predicted model, not a curated record. Gene Ontology annotation, cellular component: nucleus; mitochondrial matrix. Lineage: Eukaryota; Metazoa; Chordata; Actinopteri; Cypriniformes; Danionidae.
ACAGAGCAUGAGAGAGAUUUAGUUAUACUUCAGUGUUUUAAGACAAGGAUGACUGGCGGAAAGUGGCAGGACAGGGUGAAGUCUGUGGAACAGAGGGCAUCAUCUUUUCAGUCUUCUCCUCUGUCCUGUCCAUACAAACCACGUCUCUCCCAGCCAUGGCAGCCGUCCUCUAUCUGGAGACUCUUCCCACGCCAGAAUGCAGCUAUUGGCUUUGCUCAGCACAUUAAACAGGAUGUGCACAUAUUUUCACUGGAGAAGGAAGGCAGUGAUGCUGGACAGAGGAUUUUCCUAGUGAGCUACAGUGAACUAUGGCAUUAUUACAGCACUCACAGACAGUCUCUGAUGCACUGCUAUGAAGUGAUUCUGGAAGGGGCUGUCUGCAAACUCUACUUUGACUUAGAGUUUCAUAAAGCCUCCAACACACAUUUGGAUGGAAAGAUGAUGGUUGCCAAACUAAUUCAGUACGUAUGUGAGAAGCUAGAGGAGGUGUAUGGUCUCCAUUGCUCUGCAAAAGAUGUCCUUGAUCUAGACUCCAGCACCUCUGACAAGUUUAGUCGUCAUCUUAUCUUCAUGCUUCCCAAUGCUGCAUUUAAAGACAACUCCCAUGUGGGGCGGUUUAUUCAUGAAAUCCUUCAUCCUGCCACGAACAACCUUCAUAAAGAUAAUGAUUUGAUUUGGUUGGUUUAAAGCAGUCCAGAGGCACUAAGAAAGAAUAUGGAUGAUGUGGAGGGUUCUCAGGCCAAGAGAAGAAAGACUGAUAAGAAGGAUCUUGGCUUUCUAACAGUGAAUAAUGAAAAAGGACAAGAACAACUUUUUGUUGAUUUGGGGUGUUACACAAAGAACAGAAACUUCCGUCUCUACAAAUCCUCCACUGGGAAGAAUGCAGCCUUCAUUGUGGCAGAGGACACAAGUUGUCCCGAAACCGUCCAGCAAAUCACAAAAGAGAGCGCAUAUUUUAGCUUCUUAAUCACCAACGUCAGUUUUACAGGACAGAGGAUAUUGACGUAUGAUAUGCCACAGAAGAGCACAGCCGGAUCUGAAUGUCCAACCCUGCAGAGAGAGUCACACAGCUCUGAUCUGUUGGGUGACCAGAAGACAUCCCCUUUUAAAGAAGUGGAUGAAUUUGUGCUCACACUUGUGCACAAGGAUGGCAUUCAAGGAAGCAUCCGGCGAUGGAACUACUUUGCAUGUGAACAGUUGCUGGUUUAUGACAUUGAGAAGUUCCGUUGGUGCCAUAAUGUGAAGCGUUUCCACAAGAGCAACAACAUCAUAAUUGUGGUGGAUCUUAAAGAGGAAGUGUGGUAUCAGAGGUGCCAUGACCCUGAGUGCAGAAGACAGAAUUACAGAUCCUCUAGCUUCCCUCUGCCUCAGGAGGUCUGCAUGAGCCACUUACUGAUGGAGGAUGAAGAGGAUCAGGCUUAUUUAACAGACGAGCUGGGGAACAUUGAGCUCGCAGUGACUGCUCCAGCAGAGUCCACCUCAACUGCCCCGUCUGAGGACACUGAGGGUUGGGGAGAAUGGCCUGAUGACCCUGCUUAUCUGAGAGCUCUGGAGGAAGUAGAAGAAGAGCAGGACGAGGAGGAGGUACCUGAUGAGCUUCUGCUGCAGGCAGUCAAUGAGUGUGAAUGAUGACAGUUUAACCUGAAAGUCCAACAUUAGCUUAGUGCAGUACCUGAAGUUCAUGUGUGCAUUGAUCUGUAAAAUACAAUAUACAUGUGUUUAAAUGUAUGUUAAACACCACGUUGUGUUUAAUUGUUCAAAGCUUAUUUAUUUCCAUUAAUUAUCUGGCUUAGGAUUUUGCAAGUGAUUUUGCCAUUAAGAUGUUGCCAAAGUUAUAAUCUGCAAGAAGUUCAUUUCGCAUAUUCAGCAGUUUUCAGAUUGACUUUUGAGAAAAGUUAAAAAACUGUUAAUGUGAGAUGGAAAUUGUUAAACAUUUAACAAAAUGCUUUAACACUGGUACAACAAUACAUGAUAAUUGUGUUACAUUUCAUUCAUUUUAAACAUUUUAUGAAAUAUAUUGUCAUUAGCAUUCAGUGAAACGUUGAUGCGUUUAUUCGUAGUGUCCUCAUGCCUCCACAAGAGGGCAUCAAAGGUGUGUUUCUCAACAGGCCUUCAGAUACUGCGCUUUGCUAUAUCACCAGCUGAGUCUUCUUUCCAUUCAAGCAAGCAGGGAGGUUUUUUGUUCGCUAUAAAGCUGCUUUGUAACCGUUUAACUGAAUCAAAACGAAAUAGGGUGGAAGUGUUGUACAAAUCCGAUUUUUCAAAAAAAAAUUCUGAUACAAUUCUGCAAUUGAGGCUGUCCAAAUGACUGGUUACAAAAAUACACUGUCAAACUGAAAAA